GGUGUUCUGUAAAGGAUGUAACAACUGUCCCCAUCUCUGUGCGAAAUUAUAGUUUACUACGUAUCGGCCUUGCAUUGAAUUUUCAACAAGGCAAGAGCCGUCGACUGUGGCUCGUUUUGAACUCAAACACACAUUCUUUCUUGUGCAAGCCAACAUUACGAUUCCAACAUGCAACGGACAACGCGUCAAGGCGCAGGAAAAGGCGGUGCCCCAUCACGGCAUGGAUCAUCAGAAACAGUACUCGCACCGCCUUCAUUUCCAUUGCUCAAGAUGACACUUAUUGCAAUGGUCAAUCUCGCAACAGCAUAUUCAACGUUGACGUGGAUCCCUGCUAAACUGAUCCAGACUAACAUCAGCGAACACCAAACUUUUGCCAACAAUGCCAAUAUUAGCAGCGACAGUAGUGUUAGCCAAACACUUCCCUCUCUGUCAUGGACACUAAUUGUGUUAUUUGGUUUUCAAACGCUAGUGGGCCUCGCCCAGGCGUACCUCCAUUCUAAAAAUACUGCUGUGAAUAAAAAGAUUUCUGAAAGGAGUAGUCAGUUGUCGUCAUCACCUUUUGCAAUCCUUAGUGUCUCGAUGACGAUCGGUGCUGUUGGGGCCUCAGUUUGCCAUUUGUUUGCGGUUCUCUUUGGAGCAGGAAUUUUUCAUCAAUCAAAGGAGACAGGGCAAUUGGCGCUCUAUCUCUCAUUGUUGACAUUCUAUCCAGCUUCAUUUGUGCUUGGAACAGAUUUCAAGAACUGGAUUCGAAUCUUUGUUCAUAACAGUCCACGGACAUUCACUGAAGCUGCGCUCUAUUGCCAGGGAAUGAUGGCUAUUUUCGGGGCAUGGCUUGGCUCAAUUGUGAUUCCUUUGGAUUGGGAUCGACCUUGGCAGGCAUGGCCAGUCCCUUGCGUCUUGGGUGCAUCGCUCUUCUACUGUAUCGGUGUUGUUGUAGGAUUGGUUGUGAGCAUCGUCAUGCAUCAACGAGUUGCACGGAGCGAGUUUGGGGUUAAUCUCGCCGAGCAGAAGGAUAACAUGAAGGAACACAAGAAGGUCAAGGGUGCAUAACCUGCAUGGGAUCUGUGCACGGGCAGGACGUUGGUGGUCAUGAUUGGAAAAGCCGGCCAUCGUGCUUACACGCGUGGGGAGAACUUUCAUUGCUGUUGAUUGUCUCGCUUUCUCCUUGAAUGAUUAUCCUCCAUGUACUCC
Molecule: messenger RNA, 1191 nt
Organism: Lobosporangium transversale
Lineage: Eukaryota; Fungi; Mortierellomycota; Mortierellomycetes; Mortierellales; Mortierellaceae
Product: GPI biosynthesis protein family Pig-F-domain-containing protein
Exons: 3
Coding region: 169-1050 (293 amino acids)
Biological process (GO): GPI anchor biosynthetic process
Cellular component (GO): endoplasmic reticulum membrane
Source: RefSeq, a predicted model, not a curated record